GCAGUGCUAAGUAAUUGAUUAAAAACUGAGCUGAAUGGAUCUUGCUGAAGUUCCCGAGGGGUAAUAAUCCUUUCUUUGUUCUGAAUCUUCUCAAUUGUAUGGACAAUUUAUACCUAGUUUGCUGGUCCCAAGUGGAGUAGGAUAUGAAAUUGUCAUCGAUUGGUUCUUACAUAUGUUAUGGUUUUCUUGCAUUUGUUAUUGAUGUCGCAGGAUUGAUCCAAAGAGUGCAUGUAGAAUAGAAAUCACUGUUAAUUCUUAUUUCACCAUGCGGGAUGGUAGAAAGGAGUAUAAUCGGGGUAGGCUAGUAAAAUUCAUUGUUGAUUCAGAAGAAUACUCUAUCAUUGACCUGGAGAAAGAUAUUGCUUCAGAAUUUAAAUGGGCAAGUGACCAACAGGCAAAUUUCUGGAUUCUAACAGAGGGUAGCUUAACAUGCAAGUUGGUUUCGGAUGCACAGUUUCUUGACUUGUUAAGGGCAUCUAGAGUGGUGAAAUUGUUAAUGAUAGUGGGCAGGCAGGAGCACAAUGUGAGAGAGGGAGAGAUGCCUACCGCAGUGAGCAUGGGAGAGGAGGAUAUGCCUGUUGCAAUGAACAUGGAAGAGGAGGUGAUGCCAGCAACAAAGGACAAUACUUUGGAUGUACUAGAUGAAAGAUUUUCAUGGGCAGAAAUACCUGAAUAUGGGGAAACAACUGGAGGGCAACCAUUGGCUAAAGAGGAAGAGAAGGAGCACUUCAUCAUUGGGGGGUGCGAUCCUAAUGGAGAUGAGCCUGCUGGAGUAGACGAAGAGUGGAGGUACUUUAAAAAUGUUGACCAUGUAGUUACUAAUCUGGCUGAAAAUCAUGGAGUUGAGGUGCAAAAUAGAAAGAGGCCAAGGUCUGUUCCAGAAAUCAGAGACUACGAUACAGAAGUUGUUCGUGAUGAUGAGGCUACUAUGCUUGAUGAUUUUAUUGUGCCUCACACAUCACAUGAUACAGAGAAUCUAGGCAUUAAGGAGGGUGACACAUUUGUGGACAAGAAUGAUUUUGUCCACUAUAAAACAAUAUGCCAUAAAAAAUGAGUUUGAGACUAGGCUUGAACAUAGUGAUAAACAAAGGUACAGGGCAAAGUGUGCAGAUAAAGAUUGUGAUUGGAGAGUAUUUGCAAAGAAACUACAUGGUGGCAACACUUUCAUGGUGGUCAAAAUCUCAAAAUUGGAUGAACACACUUGUUCCACUACAAGCAAGAUAAAGGGACGAGAGGCUUCCAUAUCUUGGAUAUCUCAAAAGGUGAAAGAUGUUGUAAAAGAGGAUCUUACUUUAGGUGCAAAGAAGUUACAGAAAAGAUUGGAGAAACACUACAACAUUCAGAUGUUGUAGUACGAGAUGAGCAAGCAUAGAAUAAGGAACGCCUCCGCUAUGAACAAGAACAAGGGAUCCAUGACUACCGAAAGAUGGAUUCAAUUCGUGGUGCAUCACGGCAAUUUUAGUUAUUUAUAAGCGAUACAAGUCUUCUCUCGACUCUCGUGUAGACCAUGAUCGAUUUUAUGAGGUGGGUGGAAGAGAUAUCAUCGAUCCUUGUCAUUAAAAAA
Molecule: messenger RNA, 1564 nt
Organism: Panicum virgatum (switchgrass)
Lineage: Eukaryota; Viridiplantae; Streptophyta; Magnoliopsida; Poales; Poaceae
Exons: 1
Coding region: 266-1054 (262 amino acids)
Source: RefSeq, a predicted model, not a curated record